CUAUGAUGGUCUAUAUCUGCGGGGACAAUUUGAAGUUGAAGUUGAAAAAGUCAGACCACAGACGUUAAUCUUGGUUCAAAAGUUGCCGCCCUGACUUCGGCUCAUGUCGGCUUGCCGAGUCCGAGAUCGGGUUCCAAUUCCAAUGCGAAUGUGAAUGCCAUUUGCCUCACAGCGCGCCGCGCACACAGCUGAUUUAUGACUUCUGCUAGUCUGUCUGCAACCACCAAAGCAUAGCAAAACGCCCUCGUAGUCCCACAUGUCUGCUCAUAUUGCUAGGAAGCAAUGGACUACGAAGAGGAAAUACUCUCAAAUUUCUUCACAAAUGUUGCGCAGCUAUGUUUUGACAAGGCCAAAGAAGUUGUGGAAAAGGAGCGUGAGGUAAAGCAGGGUACGCCUGGGCCCUGGGUCAUGCUUUUGACCCAUUUAGCACCAUUAGCAAUGGCAGAGAGAUCAUACCUGGACCUUGGAUCAAUGAUCACGAAGAACAAAGGUUUCUUACGGAAAGAUAACUCAUUGCGCUCUAUGUAUGACACAAUGAGAUCAGAUUUUCGUCGCGUAGAAGAUAUAGCACGCAACGACCGUGCAAUCUCCACUGUAUCAAGCCAACUGUGUCAAUUCUUAUCAGCUCGAAUAGAGUUGAUCGAUUUUUAUGAGAAGAUGCACCAAGCUGGCACCAGCAAACAAGUACGAUUUGAGGAAAUGCUGUCUGUAAUUGAAGAUAUUGCUGAACGCUUUUCACUCAUGUUUGCGCAUAUUUCUCUCACUUCUGUCAAGGCUGCAUUUAAUUUGGAAUGUGAAAUUUUGCUGAACCUUUUAAAAGCACAAGUAGAAAUGCAGUCUUGGCACUUUUUACCAUCUUUGAUGGCUCUACAUGGUGCUAAUACACGACUUUCUGCCUGGGAACGCACUCUUCAAAGCAAAGAGGUGUGGAAACUUGGAUUUAGCACAUCAUUUUUAAAAACCAAUCAACAACCAAUGCUUUUUCAAUGGCUUGUGAAGUUCAAGAAUAUAUCUGUUAGCAAGUUCUCUCUGUACUUCCAUAGUAUUCUUGCCCAACAAGCUACCCCAGCAGAUAUGAAAGCUCUAGGAAAUAAACAGGCCUUUGAUCCUUUUCACAAAAUUCAAAGCUUUCAGAAGAAAUAUGAUGCUGCGUGCACUUGUGUUAUGUUAGUUUUGGAUGCACGAGGACUAGAAGAUUAUAGUGGGCCUGGGUAUCACCAUCCUAAGAAGCCAGUUGAAGCGCCUAAAGAUAUGGAAUGCUUUCCAAUCAUGGUUAGCUAUCCUGUUAAACCACCUGUACACAUGCCAAAUGUUACAAAAGCAAUCAUGGAACAGAGUUUAGCAUUGGCCACAAAUGAAAAACGUUGCCAUAGUACCUUAAAUUUAAAGGAUCAGUGUACCUAUUUUAUGAGCAGUAUUGAUCCUCGUGUUUUUAUGAUUGUCAUUUUUGAUUCCAAGAGAGCAGAGCGUGAGGCUCAAAAUAUUGCCAAUUUUAUUCAAGAAAUGAGUUUGCAACUAAAAUGUAACAAAGCUUUUGCUGACUUGAAACCCAGUAGCAAAUGAAUGCAAUCUAUUUUUAUUACCUUAACAAUGAUUCGAAUUGGGCCUGAAGAGAUAGUUCGUGUCCCUUUUUGCUAUCUGUGAUGAAUUUUUAUUGAUUACUAAUUUUUUUUAUAUUGUAACUAUAAGCAGGGAAAAAAUCAAACCUACCUACUGUGCAAUUUGCAGUCUCCCAAAACUGUAUGCUGAAAAUCAAAAUAUGUAUUUCUGUACCACUUUACUCUCUUUUGGAGUUGUUUCGUUUUUCAGAACAGCUCUAAAGAUUGCUCACUCUUGACGUGAUAACUAAAAUUUAUCAUAGUAUGUUAGUUUCUGCCAUCAGCUAUUUUUGUAAACAAUAAGUGUGGCCAAACAAAUGUGACCAUUUUACCAAUUUUUGCAUAAUAUUCCAUAAUCUCUUUUUUUUAUCAUUCAAAAAGUGAAAUUUUUAUGUCUGCUUCCAUCACUGAUUUCAGUCAUUUAUAUAAAGACUUUGAAGGAGAAAUAAGGCUGUGAUAAUUUUAUAGUAAUUUGAAUACAGUUUGUUUGUUUUCCUUUUUGUUCAAGUUUACUAUACUGAGCUACCUAUUAUUGUGAAAUGAUGUUGUUUUUUUUUAUCCACUUACUUGUGUUCCUAUGGUCCAUAUAAUUUUACCUUCCUCUGUAAACAUUUAAAUUUUGUAUAGCUGUGAAGAAAUCUAUCUUGUUAUGAAGGCUGGACCUACUUGACACUGUUUUGUUGAUGUUGCUGAACUCAAGUAAGACAUCAAUUAUUGAUUAUUGUAAAACUUGAAGUUGAAAUUAACAACUCAACAAAGCAUAUAUACCCCUUGUUGCAUCUCAGGAGAAAGAAUUUAUCUUUUCUUAUGCCUGCAAAUAAAUUUAUUUGACAUUUGAA
Frankliniella occidentalis (western flower thrips) is the source of this 2437-nucleotide messenger RNA. Its product is annotated as KICSTOR subunit 2. Gene Ontology annotation, biological process: cellular response to glucose starvation; protein localization to lysosome; negative regulation of TORC1 signaling. The record is from RefSeq and is a predicted model, not a curated record. Gene Ontology annotation, cellular component: KICSTOR complex. The transcript is spliced from 9 exons. Lineage: Eukaryota; Metazoa; Arthropoda; Insecta; Thysanoptera; Thripidae. Bases 283 to 1563 code for a protein of 426 amino acids.